UGUUUUGUUAGCUAGCUAGUUUUACUGUCUAAUCAGCUAACGACGCAAAAUUAUGUGCACGCCUGAAACAAGGCAGGCGCCUGGAGCGUCAGAAUAAUGACUGACAUGAUUAAUAUAACAGUAUCUUUACAUUUUCCUAACACGGACCUGCUGAUGCUGGCGUGCAGUGCAGAUGCGGCUCUCUGGCGUGGUUACGGGCGAUCGCCCUGAACGCCUCGACCCUUAAAUGCUGUACGUUGUUGUGCAAGUAAGCCAGCUCGUUUGGGAAAUGGGAAGAAAUGUCGGGCGAUCCGGGCCCAGUGUAGCUGCGGUGCUGCGGGUCGUUUGGGGCUGAACUUUUAACGCGUCGCGCCUCUUUUCUCGUGUUUCUCGUAUUCCCAUGACUGGCGCGUGCCCUCUGGACGGGCUGUAGGCGGGCAGGAUCCGCAGUCACGAAGGGCGCAUGGGCCCCAACUGUCCUUUUUGCCGUGUCACACCAGGCAGGCCAUUUCAGUAUUAAUAUUAUAUAAACGGACCGGUAUAUAUCAUCAUUUAUUUGGUGUAGCGGACAUCGGUUACUCGAGCUAAAAUACGGCUGACGUGGCCUAGGCGUUUUGGUGAAGAGAUUCGGAUUGUCCGCAAUGUUGUAUAUUAAAGCAGCAUGCAACGUUUAACUUUUAGAUGAUCUUGAAACGGUCCGGCGAACUGAUCCAAUUCUGACCGCGCUAUUUGCGUAGCUUGAUGUCCCCGGUUCAGAGCGAGCGGGCGGUGACGCUGCGCAACUUGCGUAACGCCGCGGUGACCGCGUGGUCUGUGCGCGGUGGCAUGAAGUCUUAGGUGAAACAUUUUGAAGGGAACACGCCGAUUGAUGGGUGAUUUACAUGUAAUCAGCUAACAGUCUCACACUUUGCGUUUUACUUGCUUGUUAUAUUGGCAUAAAACUCACUUUGUUAAAGAGAUGUACGGAAACGAUCAUCUGUUCUGUUAAUUGACAUUUCUCAGAGGACCGGCUAUCCAUAGCACUUCCCUGGGUUAGGCAACGUGGUCUUGAGUGCACGGACAUUUAAAUGGAUUUAACGUGAAAUACAUAGGUUCUGCCUAGUGGCAAUACGAUUGGCACUCAUCUUUUGAAGUCUCACGCCGUUUGAUGAUAUAGUUUUCUCGACAGUUUUAUUCUCUGUCAAAAAUAAUCUGGGGGUGUUACACGAAGCAGGAUUUCUUCAUUAGCCAGGAAAUGGAGGACAAGAUGAUCAGUCCAGAGAAGGCAGAGGAAGCCAAGCUGAAGGCGAGGUACCCCAAUCUUGGGGCCAAGCCUGGAGGCUCUGACCUCCUCCGAAAAAGACUUCAGAAGGGGCAAAAGUACUUUGACUCUGGGGAUUACAACAUGGCGAAGGCCAAGAUAAAGAACAAGCAGCUGCCGGCGGCAGCCGCUGAGAAGACUGAGAUCACCGGCGACCACAUCCCCACCCCCCAGGACCUGCCCCAGAGAAAAGCCUCCCUUGUGGCCAGCAAACUGGCCGGUUGAUGCAAGCAUGGAAGUGGCACUUUUUAGUUCACAUCUCAUUUCCUACCUUAGUACUGUCCCCUGUCAUGUUAGUACUGUCUCAUUCUUUUUCCUGUCCCAUUUUCUUUGUGUAAGUGCUCUGAAAGAAUUUUGUGAUGAGCAGGCAGACUACAGUUAAAGAAUGCUGCUUGAGGGUGACCAUGUAAAAAAAAAAAAAAAAAAAAAGUCGAAUGUAGUCUGUGGAGAAAAUGUUGUAAGAGCUAAAUGAAUUCUACUUGAAGAUUUAAACGAACUGUAGUUGUAUUGAGGGUAAAUGUACGUGUGUCUUAGGUUGCGGAACCGUGGCACAAAUUGAUGUUUUAGUAAGUUUUACAUUUUUACCAUUCCAUAGGUCACCUAAAUGAUGAAGUCAAUGUGCUGUAACGGUUUAACAUUUCCCCACGAUGAAGUUCACGUCCCUGGUCCUAUUCUGGUUCCAGUCAUCUUGCAUUCUUGCAUUUUAUACACGGGGGGGUGGGAAAUGACAUUUAGAAGGAACCACACAGCUAUGGCCAGGUCAUAUUGAAAAGGAGCAGGAGGAGACACUAGGUUUUGAAACGCAGCUGCCGCCUGCCCCCAUCUCAAACUAUUACAUGGCCUUAAAAUCCCAAUUCAGCUUCUUCAGCCACGCUUUUUCUUGGGCAAUAUUUGUCCAUUUCUGGAAAACACCCCUUCCACUCCACCAUGAUCCUAUUCAGGAACGUGGGCUGAAAACUGACCUGAAGCCAGUCUCCGUUGAGGUUUUUGUAGGUGGUGAUUAUUCCAGGUGUUCGAGGCGUGCACGUGCAUCGACUCUACUGUCACUUCUGUGCCAUUUGUUUUGUAAAUAAAAUAGUUUUGCACAAAUCA
Paramormyrops kingsleyae is the source of this 2371-nucleotide messenger RNA. RefSeq names its product cAMP-regulated phosphoprotein 19a (gene arpp19a). Lineage: Eukaryota; Metazoa; Chordata; Actinopteri; Osteoglossiformes; Mormyridae. Gene Ontology annotation, molecular function: protein phosphatase inhibitor activity. The record is from RefSeq and is a predicted model, not a curated record. Gene Ontology annotation, cellular component: cytoplasm.